CGCACCCGCCCAGCCGCGGGGCCGCCUCCGGCAUGCGGAGCUGCAAGAUGGUGCGGGUGGCCAGCGUGCUGGGGCUCGUCAUGCUCAGCGUGGCGCUGCUCAUCCUGUCCCUCAUCAGCUACGUCUCGCUCAAGAAGGACAACAUCUUCGGGGCGCCCCGCGCCGCCGGGCCCCGCAUGUACAUGUUCCACGCGGGAUUCCGGUCUCAGUUCGCACUGAAGUUCCUGGACCCCUCGUUCGUGCCCCUCACCAACUCCCUGGGACAAGAGCUGCAGGACAAGCCCUCCAAGUGGGUGUUCAACCGGAGCGCCUUUGCCCACCAGAGGCAAGAAAUCCUUCAGCAUGUUGACGUCAUCAAAAACUUUUCUCUGAUCAAGAGCAGCGUUCGGAUCGGGCAGCUGAUGCACUACGAUUACUCCAGCCAUAAGUAUGUGUUUGCCAUCAGCAAUAACUUCAGGUCUCUGCUGCCUGACGUGUCUCCCAUCAUGAACAAGCACUACAACAUCUGUGCCGUGGUCGGCAACAGCGGGAUCCUGACCGGGAGCCAGUGCGGGCAGGAAAUUGAUAAAUCGGAUUUUGUCUUCCGCUGCAACUUUGCUCCGACCGAGGCUUUCCAGAAAGAUGUUGGAAGGAAAACCAACCUUACCACCUUCAACCCCAGCAUCCUGGAGAAGUAUUACAACAACCUCUUGACCAUUCAGGAUCGCAACAACUUCUUUCUAAGUUUGAAAAAGCUGGACGGGGCCAUCCUUUGGAUCCCCGCUUUUUUCUUCCACACCUCGGCGACAGUCACAAGAACACUGGUUGACUUCUUUGUUGAGCACAGAGGGCAGCUAAAGGUCCAGCUGGCUUGGCCAGGAAAUAUCAUGCAGCACGUUAACAGGUACUGGCGGAACAAGCACCUGUCCCCGAAGCGGCUGAGCACAGGUAUCCUCAUGUACACCCUGGCCUCGGCCAUCUGUGACGAGAUCCACCUGUAUGGAUUCUGGCCCUUCGCCUUCGACCCCAACACGCGGGAGGACCUCCCGUACCACUACUACGACAAGAAGGGAACCAAGUUCACCACCAAGUGGCAGGAGUCCCACCAGCUGCCUGCAGAGUUCCAGCUGCUCUACAGGAUGCACGGUGAAGGACUGGCCAAACUCACCUUGUCGCAUUGUGCCUAAGAACCUAAAUCUUGAAGUGCCAAACAAUUGUCUAAAAAAGUGCCCAAAACCAAAUUAAACAUUCUUCAGAUAGAAUUCUAAAAAGGAAACAAACCCACACUAGAAUCUUUUCCAUAAUUUAAAGAUGCUUUUUAGCUACUGCUCAUCCAAGGUUUCAGCAUAUUUAGUGGUGCAGAAGCUUUUAUCAUGUUCUGUGGAUGCGAUUUGUGCAGCUGCAAAGUUGAAACAUUUUGCAUUUCUAGAUAAGCCACUCAGUAUGUUUUAAUAUCUGUUCAUAUUUUAGCAUUCUACUAAAUACCCUAAAUAAUUUUAUUGUUCCUUGCCAUUAGAGCUAGAAAUGCUACUUUUAAAAGGUUUUGCUUCUUUUGUAUCUGUUGCUGUCAAUAGCUCAGCGUUGCCGUGGCCGAUGGAGGAAGCCACUCGGAGUUCCAGCACAUUGUCACGCGCAAGCUCCUCAGUGUGGAUCCUGAUUUCCACCACUUGGGUAUUUUCCUAUUUACUGAAUUUUACAUUUUUUAAAGAAUAACAAGAAGAAGGUCACAAAGUGGCUCAUACCUUAGCUAGGUGUUUAUAUCACUCUUGGAAUACUUCAGUGUUUUAAUUCCUUUUCGGGACAGAUCCUAGUCCAGACUAGACAGAUGGAGGCAUGUCCAUUCCCAUCCAGCUGAUGCUAUUCUGUCAUUUGAUUUUAAACUUAAACCACCACAAUAUACAGAAUUAUGCUUAUCUGGAGACCUAUUUGGUGAGAAAAGCCCCAAACCUCAUCCCUCUGCUUGGGCAGGGACUGGCAGGAUGGGCAAAAAUGGAAGCCAGGUGCUGGGAUUUUUAAAACCGGUUUUUGUAGGGAAGUGAGCAGAGCUGGAGCGCAGGGAAGAGGCAAUGCCAUGACCAAAUUUCCCCAUUUAUGUCUGUAACUUACCAGUCAGCCAGCUGGAGCAGCGUCCCCCUUUCCCCAUCACCAGCAGCACUCCGAGGCAGACAGGGCAGCUGCUUCCUUGGCACCACAGGAAAUCCAUCUGUUUGGGGACAGGACAAACAAUAGAGUCACUUACAGUUGGGGGGUGUUGGCCAUUACGUGUCAGGAUAAAGGAGCCUGGGAAAUAACUGGGUUUCUUAUGAAUAUUCUGGCAAGUAUUUAACCAUUUUUUACUGUUCUGAGUGAGAACUGACCCCACAAUGACAGAAGAUGCACAAUCCAGUAUUUUAAAUGGCACAAGUUAAUUUUCCUUAGCUUCUUUACCUGUGUUCAGACAUAGGAGAUGAGGAAGGAGAUCUCCAGCACAGCACCCAAGCUGAGCAGCCCAGGCAUGUCCUGGUGCCCACUGCAGCCAGGAUGGGUCUCCCCAACACCCCUGGGUGGAGAAGGAGCUGGUGGCUUUCUCCUUCAUUGGAAAUACCCCACAUUUCCCAGCUCAUGGAGCCACAGUGGGGCAGUGGUGAUGUCCCUCCAGUGCCAGCAAGGGCUGUGGGGUCACUGCCUCUGGGAGUGGUGGGGCUGGCAGUGACCAGGCACCACUGCAGGGACACUUCUCCAUGUGCUGGAGCACACAGAUGGUUUUGGCCCAAGCCAGAAAUUGCACAGGGAAAGAAGAGCUCUGCUCUGGUCGUUACUGAAGCGCAGGAAUGAAUAAUUUCUGCUAUUGUUUCCUAUGGAGCUGUACAACAGCCGUGCUGGUCGCUGAGGCCCAUGGUAAAGCAGUGCCCAGCAACUCCAAUCCUAAAGGCAAAGAGCCCACGGGGCAGAAGGGUCACCCCAAACCCUGAGGGACCCUUCUUGGCCUCUCUAAAUGCCAGGUAUUUUUAUCAAGAGGCCUUUUACCAGUUUCCUGUGGGGACCCAUCACUUCUCCUCAGCAAAUUAAAGAAAUGAGAGCUAUUAUCAUUAUACUGGCAUGAAAGCGGGGAGCAGUGUGCUCCAUACACUUCUGGAACCUCCCAUGGUCCUGGAGAGGGGCAGAACCCCCUGCCAGUCCUGGCGUCACCACCAGAACUUUCCAAAAGCACAAAGAGGCACCAAAUGCAAAGAAGGAAGCACAAAACUGACUGCAAAUAUUUGGAAAUGGGAAUACAGAAAAAUUAUUGACAGAAUGCCAUAUUACAUCAUUGAUUUUUAAGCAAAACUCCCCAUCGAUGCUCCAGACCCACAUUGAACAUUUCAGAAUCAUUGAUUUUAAUGGGGACUUCUGCCCCGUGAUCGAUGGCACAGCACAGCCCAAAGUAAAUUGCUUCUUAGUAUCAAUAUUCUUUUGCCCAAGCUUGUGCAAGGUGGAAAACCAUCUCAAAGUGCACAGCUUUUGUUCUGCCAGGUGGGCUCUGAGGGAGAGGUGAGGAUGGCAGGGGAUGGACAAGACAGUGGCUGAGGAGGAGAGGCUCUUUGGGACUGCCUCUCUCCAGCACAAAUGCCUUUGCAUUAAUAAAAAAGCAUCUUUAUUAUUUAUUGAAUAGUUAUUGACAAGGUGCUGGGGGCUGCCCUCCUCGCUCAGGACAGCCAGUGGCCCCUGCAAGUGGCAUCACCUUCCCUCUCUUUGGCCCCAAACCUUCCUGCAUGAAUUGCUGAUGGUUCAGGGAGAACUCUCCUUCCCAUGACUGAAUGUCUAGACAAGCCAACAGAGCUAAUGCAGCGUGAUCAAUACCUGUAAGUACAAAACAUUUGAGGCUCCAAAAUCCAGACAAGUCCUCCUGAGCAGCUCCCUCUGUUGGGAGACCCUGCUUGGCCCUGGGCUGCCAGGACAGUGUCCAGUGGCAGCCACAUUCCUCUCCAGCUCCUUUGCCAAGGGGCUGGGGGUGUACAUAGGACUGGGAAUACAUGUUUCCUCUCUUCUUUCAUACAUCUUGGCUCUCUAUUUUUGUUGCUUGCAUCUCCUUGGUGAAUGGUAGCAAGGCAGAUGAAAACAGGCAUUUAGCUACCAGGUUUAGUUGUAACACUAAGCCAAAAAGCAAGAGAUUGUGAAACAGAGCUAACUGUGAAUGGAGGCUGCAAAAACAGGGCAAAUAGGAAAAAGCAGGUUUUCUGUAAAUGAAUGUGUCUUUAUUUCAAUGGCUCUACAGUUCAAUGCCUGACGGAGUUGUUUUCGAUAAAAAAUAUAAACAUAAAAAAAAAAGAAAAAAAUGCCAUAAUUGUAAUAAAGGUUUCAUUAGUAAGGGCCAUACUAAAAGCAUCGUUUAUUUUUCAAUGGCUGAUGUUCAUAAAGGGCCAGGGCACCUUUCAGGCGAGUGGUGGGAAGGACGCUGCAAGCGGAUCUGCUCCAGCCCCAUGACCACGGAGAGCCUUGGGACAGGGGCUGAGGGCUGGCACCAGGCUGUGUGUGUCCCCAGCCCAGGCUGGAGCACAGCACUUGGUGCCCUGGCUCCCCUCGGCACGAGCAUCGGGGCUCGGGAGCUCUCAGUGUGAUUCCGUGGUGAGAUGUGCCUGCAGCAUUGACUCAUGUGCCAUAACCUGAUAUUGAAUGCAUUGUUUUUAAAUAAAAUGGUUUCUUGUGCAUUGGGAGUCUGUAAAA
Molecule: messenger RNA, 4662 nt
Organism: Melospiza georgiana
Lineage: Eukaryota; Metazoa; Chordata; Aves; Passeriformes; Passerellidae
Gene: ST8SIA3
Product: ST8 alpha-N-acetyl-neuraminide alpha-2,8-sialyltransferase 3
Exons: 4
Coding region: 33-1166 (377 amino acids)
Biological process (GO): oligosaccharide metabolic process; N-glycan processing
Molecular function (GO): alpha-N-acetylneuraminate alpha-2,8-sialyltransferase activity
Source: RefSeq, a predicted model, not a curated record